Molecule: messenger RNA, 504 nt
Organism: Yamadazyma jaroonii
Lineage: Eukaryota; Fungi; Ascomycota; Pichiomycetes; Serinales; Debaryomycetaceae
Source: the annotation of a GenBank genome assembly
AUGGAUUAUACAGACCUUUUAGAACCAAAAGUCAUACAGCCCAAGAAGCCUAGGGAAUUAAGGUCGCCAGCUGGAUUUUCGGAAGCUUCUACAAAGAAAUCUACUGUUCAAGUCAAAAAAGAAGUGGAUCUUGAACAAUUGAAGGUCAAAAAAAUAUGGGAAAUAGCAAUAGGACCAGCCAAGUCAAUUCCCAUGAAUUUGAUCAUGAGCUAUAUGACAGGUAACUCCUUACAGAUUAUUCCUAUAAUGAUGACGUUUUCCUUAUUUUUCAAUCCCUUGAUGGCCAUUUUCAAUGAAACUAAUAAAAUUUUCAAAAAUUUGGAAACAGAUAAAAAUACCACUGUUGUUUUACAGGCUAAGGCUGUUUUCAUAUUAUGUCAACUUGGUUGCAUGGCCAUAGGAGUAUGGAAGUUGAACGGGAUGGGAUUGAUUCCAAAUAGUGAUGCUGACUGGUUAUCUUUCAAAAAUCCGAUACUGAACCCUGAGAGAAUUACUCUCAUAUAG